Lotus japonicus is the source of this 2593-nucleotide messenger RNA. RefSeq lists its product as uncharacterized. The coding region runs from base 120 to 2246 and encodes 708 amino acids. The transcript has a single exon. Lineage: Eukaryota; Viridiplantae; Streptophyta; Magnoliopsida; Fabales; Fabaceae. The record is from RefSeq and is a predicted model, not a curated record.
UAUUGGGCCACAGAGAUAUCCAAAGAUAAAAAUUGACAGGCAUGGACAAAGACACAAGCAUAUGAAAAAGCUCCACUUUAUACUCAAUUACUCAUCAUCACCAUUCACUUCACCACAAGAUGCAAGCUUCACAACACACACAAUCAGUAGUAACAAUGAAACCACACCACUUACCUUUUCUGUUGAUAGUGUUGCUGUUCCCACUAUGUUUAGCAUCUGAGGAGGAGCAAAGCAUCAUCUUCACCACACUUGGCAGAGCUUUCUACUCCUUCGACAUCUACUCCCUCCCGAUUCACCACCACCAACCACCCUCCCCUCACGACGAGCUUCGACUCACCGACGGCCGCUCCGUCAAUUUCAACGGCCAAUUCCUCGCCAACAACACCGCCAUCCAACUCCCUACUGACCCACCUCCUCCCCUGCAACUCGUUUACGUCACCGAGAGAAGCGGCCUCCCCACCAUCUACUACGACGCCGUUUACACCACCGCGACCACCACCACAAGAAGAUCUGCCCUCGAAUCAUUCACCACAGAGAGAAUCCAACUCCCUCUGUUACCGAAUCAUCUCGGUGAAGCUCAAGUUUCCAUCAAAGACAAGCCUAGCGUGACCAGCGAUGGUGAGUAUUUGGUGUAUGUGUCGACCCAUGAAGACCCAGGUGUGUCCCGGGUCAGUUGGGCUGCGGUUUACUCCACCCACCUCAAAUCGGGUCUGACCCGACGGCUCACCCCUCACGGCGUCGCUGAUUUCAGCCCCGCCCUGUCCCCCUCCGGUGUGUGGACUGCGGUCGCCUCCUACGGAAGCGCUGGAUGGUCCGGCGAGGUGGAGGAUCUCACCACAGACAUCUACAUCUUCCUGACUCGCGACGGAACUAACCGGGUCAAGGUGGUCGAGCACGGUGGCUGGCCUUGCUGGGUCGACGAUCGCACGAUUUACUUUCACCGGAGAGGCGAUGACAAGUGGUGGAGCAUUUACAGAGCCACCCUCCCCGCCGAUUCCGCUGACUCGGUGGUCGUUGAACGAGUCACGCCACCGGGUCUCCACGCGUUCACUCCCGCGACCUCACCGGGAAACCACGAGUUCAUCGCCGUCGCUACGAGAAGGCCAGGUUCAAGUUUCCGCCACAUCGAGCUGUUCAACCUGGUUAACAAAGAGUUCAGGGAGCUUACUCGCUUCGUCUCACCCCGUUCCCACCAUCUCAACCCGUUCAUCUCACCCGAUUCGUCCCGGGUCGGAUACCACAAGUGCAGAGGAGAAUCCAGCAACAAAAGCCCCCAGUUCUUGCUCGAGAAUGUUCAGAGCCCUGUUCCCGGCCUAACCCUCUUCCGCUUCACCGGUUCAUUUCCCGUUUUCUCACCCUCCGGCGACCAAAUCGCUUACGUGGAGAUGCCGGGAGUUUACGUCGUGAACCGGGACGGUUCAAACCUGCGGAAGGUUUCCGACGCGAUGGCGUUCUCAACCGCGUGGGACCGUGUCCGACCUGGCGUCAUCUACACCGCCAUCGGAGAAACCUUUGCCCCGGAGAGCGCCGGGGUUGACAUCGUCUCCAUCGACGUUGACCGUAACACCAUCAAGAAGUUGACUGUCGAUGGAAUGAACAACGCGUUCCCGUCACCUUCACCGGACGGGAAAUGGAUCGUGUUCCGGUCGGGUCGGACGGGUCACAAGAAUCUCUACAUGAUGGAUGCAGUUGGUGGAGAGAUAAAGGGACUUAGAAGGUUGACGGAGGGUCCAUGGACGGACACCAUGUGCAAUUGGUCACCGGACGGAGAAUGGAUCGCUUUUGCUUCUGACCGCCAUGACCCGGGUAGUGGUAGCUUCGAGCUUUACCUGAUCCACCCGAAUGGAACCGGGUUGAGGAAGGUGAUUCAGAGCGGGUCGGGUGGGAGGACGAACCACCCGUAUUUCAGCCCUGACGGGAAGAAUUUGGUGUUCACGUCGGACUAUGCGGGCAUAUCAGCAGAGCCAAUCUCAAACCCGCACGCCUACCAGCCCUAUGGUGAAAUAUUCACCAUUGGGUUUGACGGUUCGGGUUUAAAGAGGUUGACCCAUAAUUCAUAUGAGGAUGGAACCCCAGCUUGGGCACCAAAGUAUAUGAAGCCUGUGAAUGUUGAGAGGCCUAAGGGUGGACUUUAUUGCUCUUUUGAAGAUUGUCAUUGGCUCAAUGACUUUCCCAAUAGGAUGGCUUUGGGUCUGCCUUCUUGCCCUUACUCUAUCCCUUUAUCAAAGCCUCAAUGUGGUGUGUGAUAUGCUCGUUUCUGCUCUAAUUUUUGUAUAUGCUAUCACUUUUGAGUUCUGAGCUGCAGACUACGGGCGCUUGGAUAUGAAAGAUACUUGAAAAAUAAGGGAUGUAAAAAUGUAGAUUGAGCAUGGUAUAUUGUGAUCUUAUCAUCUUGAUGGUACAUGUAUGUUGAGCAUGCAACUCUUGGGAUUUUGAUCUUGUCAUGCUAGUCAGUAAGCUAAACUUCAGUGGAUUAUGUAUGUAUCAUGUACUAAACAAGCAGUGCCAAACGACUACUUACAGGAAAAAAGUCUUAUUAAUUAAGCUCUUUUAAGCUUUUGUUGAUAAUCAUUACAUAUUAGCUUAUGAAUAA